AUGUCAGACAACCAAUGCAACGUUGACAGUCCUUUGACCUUUAUUUAUAAAGAGGUCGACGGAAUCCGUGUCCUGCUCGACGUCUAUCUUCCACCAGACGGUGUCGACCAGCAAUUCGCCCAGCAGGUGAUUCAGUAUCACCCAGCAGUCGUCUACUUCCACGGAGGGGGUCUAACCGUAGGAAAUAAACGGAGCUGGUUCCCUACUUGGCUGAAAAGCCGGUUGCACGCACGCGGUAUCAUAUUCAUCAGUGCAGAUCAUCGUCUUAUUCCUCCAGGGACUGGAUACGAUGUGCUCGCUGAUGUGAAGGACGCCAUCGCUUUUGUUGCGGGAGAUUUAAACGUUCAGCUCGAUCAGGAGCUGGCUGAUCUUGGCUCUGGUUCACGUUUCCGCAUCGAUCCCACGUCGAUCGGUGUCGCUGGAACUAGUGCGGGCGGGUUCUGCGCGUAUCUAUGCGCUAUCUAUGCAGUCCCGAAACCGAAAGUAGUUCUCAGUUUAUAUGGUAUGGGGGGCGAUUUUCUGACAGACCAAUAUCUCGCUCCAAAGACGCAAUCUUUCCUCCGGGGGAGAGAAAUGCUAGAUCCCGCACAGUUCUCUGAAUAUAUGCAUCCAUUCAACAAUCUCCAAAGCACUUCAGACUCACCACUCGUAUACCAUCCACAGUCAUAUCACAUCCCGGGAUAUCCUGCGAACCCGCGAAUGUUAAUCUCACGCUUAUACCUGCAACUCGGGGUCGCUUUGGAUUAUAUCACAGGCCAGCAUGAACCAAGUCUUAGUGUCGCGUUACGCAAGGCUAUCCAUACUGGGGAUCCCUUCGACGAGGCACUCAUUUCUGAUCACAAGAUUAUCUUCCCUCAGUUCAACGUCACAUCGGAGUGGCCGGCAACAUAUCUCAUCCAUGGAACCAACGAUACGGCUGUUCUCCUGCGAGAGUCUCGUAAUUUGCAUUCCUUGCUCUUGAAGGCUGGCGUAGAAGUUGUAUUGGAAGAACUACCAGGUCGAGAACAUUCGUUUGAUUAUCAACCAGGCGCAGAGCUGGAAAAUGAAAGAUCGUUCGAUGACAUCGUUCAGUUUCUUUAUCGACACCUAACUUAG
Molecule: messenger RNA, 1095 nt
Organism: Suillus fuscotomentosus
Lineage: Eukaryota; Fungi; Basidiomycota; Agaricomycetes; Boletales; Suillaceae
Product: Alpha/Beta hydrolase protein
Exons: 3
Coding region: 1-1095 (364 amino acids)
Molecular function (GO): hydrolase activity
Source: RefSeq, a predicted model, not a curated record